CAAUACAUACUAUACGAUGGCAGGCAAGUGUACUUUAGCGAGUGUUCUAGGGUUACUUUUGGUAUUCACACUGUUCCAGAACCCGCUCACCGUCUGCGGACAAAGUAUCCCGGCGGUGGCUUUGUUCACGUUCGGUGACUCCAACUUCGACGCCGGAAACAAACAGACUCUCACGCAAGUAAACGUUGCUCAAGGUUUCUGGCCGUACGGUAAAUCCAGAGAUGAUCCUAAUGGUAAAUUCUCCGACGGUUUCAUCGCUCCUGACUUCGUCGAUAUUUUUAUUAUUUUUGUGAGGUGCUCUAAAAUAAUAAAAAUACAAUAUGCAGCAACAUUCAUGGAAAUUCCUAUCCCAAUCCCUGCUGCGCUUAAACCGGGCGUCAAUGUCUCACGUGGAGCUAGUUUCGCCGUCGCUGAUGCUACGCUUCUCGGAGCUCCGGUUCAAUCUUUGACUCUGUAUCAACAAAUUACGAAGUUCAAUGAAAUGAAAGCAGCAAAUUGGAAUGACGACUUCAUCAAGCAGUCAUUGUUUAUGAUAUACAUUGGUGCUAAUGAUUACUUGAAUUUCACCAAGAACAACCCUAUCGCCGAUGCAUCUGCUCAACAAGCUUUCGUCACUUCCGUGACCAACCAGUUAAAGAAUGAAAUCAGCUUCUUGUAUGCAUCAGGAGCUAGAAAGUUGAUGAUCCAAACCCUAGCACCAUUGGGUUGCUUACCGAUAGUCAGACAAGAUUACAGAACCGGAAUGGAACAAUGCUACGAACCUCUUAACAAUUUGGCUAUACAGCACAACGAAAAAAUCGGACCAAUGUUGAACGAAAUGGCUCUAAAUGCUCCUGAUUUCCAGUUCACUGUUUUCGACUUCUACAAUGUUAUUCUUCGUAGGAUCACGCCGCAGAGGAGCUUAGGCUACAGAUUUUUACGGACGAAUGUAUCGUGCUGCGGUAUUGGGACACACACUGCUUAUGGUUGCGGUUUACCUAACGUGCACUCCAAGCUAUGCUCGUACCAACGAUCUUACUUAUUCUUCGAUGGGCGUCACAAUACUGAGAAGGCACAAGAAAGUUUUGGUCAUCUUAUGUUUGGAGCCGAUCCAAAUGUGAUCCAACCGAUGAACAUCCGUGAGCUCGUUACUUACCCAGUAGGUGAACCUAUGCGUGAGGCUUGGUUACCUACUACGUCAGCCACAGUCCAAGCCAGAGCCUCUAGCUCGUCGACAAGCCCCGGUUAUGAGUUAAACUGAGUCUCUUUAAAUCGUAAUGUGUUUAGCUUACAACUUCUUCUUUUUCAUCCUGCUCCAGUGAAUUUCCCUCUACAAUAAAAGAUUGAUCACUGUAACUCAUGUAUGGGACUGAUUAGAGAGUGAAUCAAUCUAUCGAUCGUUUACGCAAACUA
Messenger RNA from Brassica napus (rape), 1392 nucleotides. RefSeq names its product GDSL esterase/lipase 22. The transcript is spliced from 4 exons. The coding region runs from base 17 to 1240 and encodes 407 amino acids. Gene Ontology annotation, biological process: endoplasmic reticulum organization. Lineage: Eukaryota; Viridiplantae; Streptophyta; Magnoliopsida; Brassicales; Brassicaceae. Gene Ontology annotation, molecular function: hydrolase activity, acting on ester bonds. The record is from RefSeq and is a predicted model, not a curated record.